Messenger RNA from Oncorhynchus tshawytscha (Chinook salmon), 2184 nucleotides. RefSeq names its product ras-related protein Rab-3D. Gene Ontology annotation, biological process: protein localization to plasma membrane; regulation of exocytosis; protein secretion. NCBI's taxonomy places the organism in Eukaryota, Metazoa, Chordata, Actinopteri, Salmoniformes, Salmonidae. The record is from RefSeq and is a predicted model, not a curated record. Gene Ontology annotation, molecular function: GTPase activity; GTP binding. Bases 284 to 955 code for a protein of 223 amino acids. Gene Ontology annotation, cellular component: synaptic vesicle; plasma membrane; endosome. The transcript is spliced from 5 exons.
UCUGGAAGUGUGUGAGAGAUUAUAGCUGUGUGAAUACUGUCGUGUGAGGUGGCCACUACACUGACUGCUGCGCUCUCGAAGGGUGGGUGCUCCUUUGUACACAAACGAGAUCCGGGAGCUGCCUGUUCUAUUCCGCAAACGCUCAGAGGAAAACGGUGAGGCAGAAAGCCGUGGGCGGAAAGAGAAUUCAGCUUGUUGAAGACCCUAGGGAACUUUCACUCUUCACUUGAAAGGAAAUAACAUUGAAGGUUAAAGUCAAAGAAUUUCCUUUUCCAUAGAUUAGAUGGCGUCAGUGAAUGACUCUCGCCUUCAGCAGCAGCCUGCACAGAAGGAUGCGGCUGACCAGAACUUUGACUACAUGUUCAAGCUGCUGAUCAUUGGCAACAGCAGUGUGGGGAAGACCAGCUUCCUGUUCCGCUAUGCUGAUGACUCCUUCACCUCAGCCUUUGUCUCCACUGUGGGCAUAGACUUCAAGGUCAAGACCGUCUUCCGCAAUGAGAAAAGGAUAAAGCUACAGAUAUGGGACACAGCGGGACAGGAGCGCUACCGUACCAUCACCACAGCCUACUACAGAGGAGCCAUGGGCUUCCUGCUCAUGUAUGACAUCACCAACCAGGACUCCUUCAACGCUGUGCAGGACUGGGCAACUCAGAUUAAGACAUACUCUUGGGACAACGCACAGGUGAUCCUGGUGGGAAACAAGUGUGAACUGGAGGAUGACAGGCUAGUCCCCACAGAGGAAGGCCAGAGACUGGCCGAAGAUCUUGGGUUCCAGUUCUUCGAAGCCAGCGCCAAGGACAACAUCAACGUGAAGCAGGUGUUUGAGCGGCUGGUAGACGUCAUCUGUGAGAAGAUGAACGAGAGCAUGGGCGGAGAUGCCAACCUGUUGUCCAAUCACAGGAGCACCAGUCUACAGGACUCGCCUCCAGAGAACCAUGGGGGCUGUGGCUGCUAAAUCCCGCCUCACUUCUCCUCACAGCCCCACAACAAACCCUGGCACUGUGCGUGAAGUAUAGAGAGUACACCUCACAAACUACACCCCAGUCUCACACCCCCUAACACAGCCACUACAGUGAAAACCAUGAAGCAGCCAGCUGAGAUAACCAUUGGUCCCUUCCCCUCGGUCCAUCCAGCGUUAUCCCACAUAUCCCCUGCUCUAGUUUCUGUAUUCCCUGAAAAGGCCCCAUCUCUCUUGUGUACUGUGGCCUUCACCCCCUGGUCAUUAUUUUAGGUAAUUGUGUUCAGAGUUUAAUUAAUGAAAAUAUAAUAGUUUAAGACUCAAACAGAGCAGAAGGUGCUUUUGUUUUGGAUGCCCCCUGGCUAGGUGCUCUGCUUCGAAUGUAUUCAUUGGACUAAACUUCUCAGAAUCCAAAACCGGACAGAAAACAGCACCCCAAAACCUGAAAAAAAAAUCCACAUUUUUGCUGUCAUAUCCUUGAUCAAAAUCUAGAUGUAACUGUAAUUAAUGAAAUCAGAUGACAUCAUCCAGACAAUCACAAAACGGAGUUAUUCUGCUGCUUUGGCCUUUUGCUUCCUCAUUCCCUGACCUCCAUGCUUUACUCUGUGACACUGAAGAUGCUAUUUUGCCAUGUCCUCGGAAUAAUUGUGCACUACUAUUCUUGAGACUUUCUUAACCACUACUGCUUAUGGGAAAGAGAAGGUGAAAAAGUAUGAGAUUGUGCCAAACAAUGUUAGAGCAAUGUUGUGCUCCAGGAUAUUUGUCUGGGAGGAAGUCGUAUAACACUAGUGACACUGACACGCGUCAUGUGAUCUGCUCUGGCAUGUCCCCGCUCACCCCUCUGUGCUCCCUUCCUACUCAUUGUUCUUACACUUUCCAACCCGAUUGCACCAGGCUUCAACAGUGUCCUGUAAUCUGGAUGUGCCAGUGUAAACUGCCUGCAUUACUUGCAUGAUGUUACUGUACUGUUCUUACAUCUAAGUUACUGUCUAUGAAGUAGCCUAAUUAAAGUUAGGUGAUUGACCAAGCAUGACACCCAUGCUAAUUAAUUUUCCAAAUCAUAUGCUUAAACAGAAAGACAAAUGGUGCACCUAAAGCAUGUACAGUGCAUUCCAUUGUACUGCUUGGAUGGCUUCAGUAGAAAAAAUAUGCAUCUCUCCAACUGGACUGGAGAGACAUGCAUCUCCCUGGUCUCCGGCCCUCUGUUCUCACAGACACUGACAUUU